AUGAAGAGGGUCACAUCCUUCAAGGCGCAGUACCGGCAAGCCCCGGUGCGCGCUGUAACUCCUCCGCCGCCCGCAUGGGAGCCGCUGUCGCCCGUCCUGCGCCCGUCGGAUCCCUCUGCAGUGCGCCCCGCGCAACCACUCCCGCCGCACUCCCUGCCACUGGGAUCGCCCAUUGGGGUCCUCGCGGACGCCGCUGUAUCGUCGCAGCGCCCCUCCGCAGCUUAUGUUGAGCCCCCGCGCCGCGCUUUCCAUGCUGGCAGUGCGCCCUCGACCGGCCUGCAACCCACCAGCGAACGCGCGCCAAAACACGCCUUUGCAACAGGGCACACACACUCGAACCACGAGCGGCCGGCAAAGCGAGCGCGCUCCGAAUACCACACGUCUCCACCAUAUGGCCAGCCGCAAUCGCGGCCAGCCACCAGCCACAUUCCGGGCUACAACGUAGAGCACAUGGUGGACAGCGGCAUGCGCAUGUACCAGGACAGCCGAGCGAAUGCACCACCACAGAUGAAUGGCGGGGGUGACAAGAUGCUGUCUGACGCCGAGUUGCUGCUGUUCUUCUCCAAUGUCUCCGCGCACACUGCACAAACGCCGCCAUCAACAGCAAAGCGCUGGAGCGUUUCGCAGCCAUCGCCGCCCGAGCUGCCUCUCCAGCAAGCACCGCAAAUGCACGCUUCUCUAAGCCCUCGCGCUGCCGUCACACACACCAUCAGCGAUCAAACCCUGCAUCAACACGGCCCUUUAGACGUUAAGCCGCCAACAGAGCUGCCUCCCUUUCCCUCCGAUACUCCCAACGCCACAUCCACUUCGCAGACGCGGACGCCUCCCGCAGAAGCUGUUGUGAAUCCAGUAGCGCAACCCUCGAUGCCCGAGGUUGCGCCCGCGGAGGAACCGAAACCUAAGAAGCAACAGGGCGGGCCCAAGGGCAGGUCAAGAGGAACGCGCAACACUCCCUCGACCGGUAAGAGGAAAAGGUCGACCCCAAAGCCAAAGAACGCCCCGUCCGCGAGCACCUCUGCUGUUCCGGAUCAACUGCAAUCACCUCAAAGUCUCCCCGCUGAUCAGUCUCUUGUCAUGGCGAACGUAGUAUCCCAAACCAACCAACAGUCGCAUCUGCCAAACUCGCACAACCGGCGCCACUCCUUCUCCACUCCCAGUUCUCUUCACCCCAGCGACGCCGCGCCAUCACUGUCUUUUCGCGCGCAGUCCGUCCCUUUAGGCGGCGAGCAGGUCCUGUCGGCUCCAGCGGCUGACCUACGCCAGCCUGCCAAGAAAACAGCUGUUGAGCAGCCAGAUCUCAUAUGCGCCGCAUGCAAGUCAACCGAGUCGGAGAUCAAAGUUGGCGACGGUGAGCAGUGGAUUGGCUGCGAUGGGUGCAAGGAAUGGUACCACUACGCAUGCGCAGGCUUCAACAGUGAAAGAGAGGUGCGGGACGUCAACAAGUUCUACUGCGACCCGUGUAGACCCAAGUUUGGUGAAACAACGAAGGUUCGCAAGUCCGUCAGAGCCCACACGACGGUUGACUACGCCGGUCUCAAUGAAGGUGUCCUCAAGACUUCCGACGAUAACCCCGAGCAUCACUACAUCGCCGCUUUCAAGAAUGGAGAUUUAGAGUUCACUCCCGAGACCUUCGCUCGGAUGCCGCCAGAGAUGGUGACAGCCGAUUUUCUCCACAAGAGCAACGGCUUUAGGGAACCGAUACUGGUGCCCGGUGCACUCAAUAGUCAGCAGACCGCUGAACAUACGACGGAAUCGGUCGCUCAGUUCGACUACGAAACUACCGCGGAUGUAGGGCAGGACAAGCUGGACAUGGUCAUACCAGAAGGGCUCACUGUCCGCCGCGUCGCUGAACUAUACGGCGCAAACGAACUAGUUCCAGUCAUCGACGUCAAAGCACAGGAAGGCGAAGGGAAAAAGUGGACAAUGAGUAAAUGGGCAGAUUACUACGAACAACAAGGCGAAAAACCCGUGCGCAAUGUCAUCAGCCUGGAAGUAUCACGGAGUCGGCUGGGCAAGCUGAUCCGCCGGCCCAAGGCUGUAAGAGACAUGGACCUGCAGGACUCUGUUUGGCGAGAGGACGACAAGAGCGCUCCGCCACCAGUACAAUUCUACUGCUUGAUGUCUGUGGCGGACUGCUUUACCGACUUCCACAUCGAUUUUGGCGGUUCGUCGGUAUACUACCACAUCGUCAAGGGAAGAAAGGUCUUCUUCUUCAUUCCACCAACGAAACAAAAUCUGAAGAAGUACGAAGACUGGUGCCUUUCUCCAAACCAGGGACACGAUUGGCUCGGAAAGCAGGUCAAAGAGUGUUAUCGCGUGGACCUGUAUCCUGGAGAUACAAUGCUUAUUCCUUCUGGCUGGAUUCAUGCGGUCUGGACACCAGAGGACAGCCUUGUCAUUGGCGGCAACUUCCUCACCCGUAUCCACUAUGGCAUGCAGAUCAAGAUCCUGGAGAUCGAGAAGAACACCAAGGUUGCCCUGCAGUUCCGGUACCCAUUCUUCCAGAAGAUAAUGUGGUUGACUGUGAUUAAGUACCUCGAAGAAGAUCCUGUGCCUGACUCUGUAAGGCAGUACCUCGAAAGUGGAGAGCAGUUCAAACGUCCUAUCCCGAUCUAUUGCGAGCCCGACAAGUUCGGCCACAACUCUGAUCUUGGCUCGACGAAUUACAAUAGGCGCUACUACUCCAAGCACGAGCUGGAAGGGCUUACGGACUUGCUCAACUACAUAUGGCGGACAGUUCUGAUCUCUCUCGACAAGAUCGACGUACCACAAAAGACCCGAGGCGCCGUUACCAGAUCGAUCCCGAAAGGUCACGGUGACCCGCUUGCCCUGGCGAAGCGAUUCGCGAUAUGGAUCGCGUGGAAACGAGGGAAUGAGACGAUACCAUCAUGGGCGAUGCCUGACGCUAAUCUGCCGGAAACAGCCGAGGCUGGGGAAAAGAAGCUCAGUGCUGCGCAGGUGAAAAAAAUGGAACGGGAUUCACUUCAUGAAGCUCUCCGAGCUACAGCGGAAAGGUCCUCUGCUCGCAUACGAGCCCCGCCGCCCCAACCAGUACGCGAACCUUCACCUGUAAAUUAUGAUUCGCCACCGCCGGACGGAGUCGAAGACGUCCUUCAAUUCGACAUGACGCCAGUCUCAGCGGGUCCGCUCACCGGUUUCUUGCGCCCUUCCGCAAACAAUCCACACAUCACCACUCCAAAGACGUCUCAACUCGGCCCCAAGCGAGUCGCAUGCGAUGCGUGUAGGAAAAGGCGCAUCAGGUGCAAACACAAAGACGAACUCAUCGACACGUCGAAACCGGGUAUGCAUACCAUUGACCUCUCUGGCUCUUAUGGUAUUUCGGUCAAACGCCGCUUGAGCGACCACUCGAUUGCGGACGGACAAACAAGCGUGACUAGUGGCCCUGUGAAUGGUGGGCCGAUUAUGGCGGACGUGAACGGUGAUCCAUAUGCUCUCAAGUCUGGCAGGGUGAAGGCUUGUGCCGACUGUCGCAAAAGCAAGCGCCGGUGCAUACACGAUGAGUACGGCAAUGUCGACAUUAUCAAGGCCAACGAAGUACCUAUUCCUCGAGGGUCCGCAUCAAAGCGGCGACGCGUCAGUGAUGAGAAUUCCAACUCAAGCACAAAGAGGAAGAAGCACGGGUCUAGCUUUGAAGACGACUACAUGAACGGAGACAUGCACGCGCGUCACUCUCUUCCGAACCAAUUUAGUGUUGGCUCGUCGCUCCUUCAGGAUAUUGCUUUCUCGGCUCAGCAGGCGCUGGCUCGGGACGAAGAUGACUUGGUUCCUGUCGACCCAGCACUGCAGGCCUACGCCAACGGCGCAUACUCUGCGAUGGAAAUGGCGCCAUCCUACGCAAGCAAUGGGAAUGGUAUCAUGUCUUCCAUUGAGCAGCAGGCAGAGGGCGACAUGCAGAUGAGCGGCAGCGAAUAUGCAACACAGAAUGGCGGGUUGCACGGUCCCAGCAUCGAGCCACUUACACUGGGCCCUCCACCUCACAACGACACUGCUCAUGCGCAAAGCAACGGCUACACGGCGCCUGAUCCUUUACACGUCAAGACCAACGGUUUCGCACACCGACCCUCCCACAACAACGCCGUACGACGCCCUUCGUCUCCAGUAUCUCCUCGCCAAAUGUCCGCAAUCUCACCAGGCAUGUACAACCACAACGCGUACAUGACGUCACCCUCAAUGAACCACAACCACAAUAACCACGACUACAACUUCACCACCGACUCGGACUUUCCACCUCCACCCACCACACCCGCUGCCAAGACACACGCUCCAACCAACAAGACACCGCGCGCCAGCAAAACUCCGAAAUCGACGCCGUGUAAUCGCCACGCGGAGGGCAUCAAGCUUGAAGCUGGAAUCGGCGUGGGCAUGAUGAUGGACGUGGACAUGAUUGACCCCAGUCUCGAUCAAGCGAGUAUCGAUCUCAUCAAGCAGCUGCAGCAGGAAGAUCUCGGGUUGCGGAGACGGAGUCGCUAG
Molecule: messenger RNA, 4491 nt
Organism: Parastagonospora nodorum SN15
Lineage: Eukaryota; Fungi; Ascomycota; Dothideomycetes; Pleosporales; Phaeosphaeriaceae
Exons: 4
Coding region: 1-4491 (1496 amino acids)
Biological process (GO): regulation of transcription by RNA polymerase II; protein demethylation
Molecular function (GO): DNA-binding transcription factor activity, RNA polymerase II-specific; transcription coregulator activity; histone demethylase activity
Source: RefSeq, a predicted model, not a curated record